AUGGUGGACCCAAGCAAGUCAAGGAAGGAUAAAGUUAGAUCUAAUACUUUCCAUCAUUUCGAGAACAAUUUUAUCAAGAAGCCUGCUGAGAAGACUUCUAUUAUGACAUCCGAGAUUGUUUCCCAUGAAAGAAAGAAGAAUAACAUCGUUUUCCAAAAAUAUGAGCAAAGAAAACCCAGUCAGAAGCCAGUGGUGGAUCCAAUAUUUACAAAAAGGAGCUUGAAUCAAGAUUCAAGAAACGUGGAAAAUUUUACCGAGACUCCCCUGGUGUUUAGAAGUGAUCCUAAAUAUAAUAAUAUUACAAGUUCAGAGACAACACAACAUGGUGGGAAACGUCAAAAUGUCCUGCAUAAUAGUAAUAAGGUGAAGAAACUGACAUUUGUUAAAACGAUGACGAAUGGUAAUAAUAAUAACCACUUGCAUGCAGCUAAUUUGAAUACGGAGGCAUUCCAAAUGCAUAUGAGUCAAGACCUAGCGAAACAGCUGGAUGAUACCGUAUCGGAGCUGGCAAAUGCUUUGCAUUACAAAGAAGGUACAAGUAAUGAAAGUAGUUCUGGAAGGAUGAUGAAAAACGACAAUGAAUUUCAGGACUCUCUUUUGCUCAUGCAAAAUAAUGAAAAUAGCAACGCAGCAAUCGAUCCUAAUGUCAGUUUGAGUUCUCCAGAUUUCAUAUUUUCUAAUAAAACAGACAAGCCUAGCUUGACGGGGAAAUUCAGCUCCGACACCAAAGUGAAACUGAACAAGACGCAGCCGCAACCUCCUGUGAUAAAGGGAUACUCAACUUAUACUUUCAAGGUGAAUUUGAAAGACGGAACAAAAUAA
Kazachstania africana CBS 2517 is the source of this 822-nucleotide messenger RNA. RefSeq lists its product as uncharacterized. Lineage: Eukaryota; Fungi; Ascomycota; Saccharomycetes; Saccharomycetales; Saccharomycetaceae. The transcript has a single exon. The record is from RefSeq and is a predicted model, not a curated record. Bases 1 to 822 code for a protein of 273 amino acids.